AUGUGGUAUUUUCACGGCAACGGCAAGGCAAGUACCAUUGGAUUUAGAUUGAUGUACACCACCACGAAAAUACCAAGAACUCAGCCACAUAACGUUUUGGCUCAUGAGCUGGAUUCGAGAUUGUUCGGUCUUUCUUGGUGGGCUCGAUACGAUGGAGCAUAUGUGAGAAAAUCUAUGGAUGGGCGUGUUCGGAAAUGCUGA
Messenger RNA from Botrytis deweyae, 201 nucleotides. RefSeq lists its product as uncharacterized. NCBI's taxonomy places the organism in Eukaryota, Fungi, Ascomycota, Leotiomycetes, Helotiales, Sclerotiniaceae. The transcript is spliced from 2 exons. The coding region runs from base 1 to 201 and encodes 66 amino acids. The record is from RefSeq and is a predicted model, not a curated record.